AGGUGGUGGAGGAGGACAAAGUGGUGGUGGAGGUCAAAGAGGAGGUGGUGGUGGAGGUCAAAGAGGAGGAUAAAGUAAGCGCAGAGAAACAGGUGGAGGCAGCUGAAGAGGACACACAGGAGGAGGAGAAUGGUGAAGAGCAAAGUGAGGAGCCGGUGCAGGAGGUGAGCUGGGAUGAGAAAGGGAUGACGUGGGAGGUGUACGGGGCCGUGGUGGAGGUGGCUGUGCUGGGAUCAGCCAUCCAGAAACACCUGGAGAAACAGGUGAAGAAGCAGAAGCCCUCCAUGCCUCCCCCUCCUCCGCUCAACCCCUCAGCAGUGCCCCUCUCUCCAGAGUCCAUCCGGGGGGGUUCUGGGUCUGGCUCGGGUUCGGGGUCAGGUUCUGGUUCGGGUAAGGGUCGGGCGGGGAAGAGGGGAGAGCAGGGUGGAGGGGUGAGCCGACGCAGAAGAAAUCCCUUCCGCCUGCUGAUGGAGAACAUGCAGCAGCCACACUGCUGCUCCAGAGCUCACACUGCUGAGUGACACGGGACCCUGAGGAGAAAACAACAGCUGUUCGGAGGGAGACAACAACCUGUGCUGAAAAUAAAGCACGAUGCACAGUAUGCGUCUGUGAUACACUGAUUUCCAUCAACGUGACAUUGUCUUGAGAGUGUGACAAGCAAAUCAACUCCUGCACGAGACAAAGAAGCACAAAAGCAUUUAAGACUUCUACCACGGGGCUCUGAGGAUCCGCCAGUUCCUUUUUUUGUUCGGAGUUUCCAUGUUGGGAGAAAUGAGGAUGACCUAUUUUCCUCCUUUAUUGUUUUUCCCCCAGAUCAUUCAAUUGUCCACUGAGCCAUUUGCUUUUUUUUGUUGUGCCCCUCAGACAAUAUGAAGCCAUGGCAAUGCCUCUCUGCUUACAAGCCUAACACAGCUCUGAUGGAGAUACAGGACAGAAGACAGACACUGACAGUUUCUCAUUGUUAUUUGUGGUCAGUAGCCACAGCCUGAGGGCCAUUUUGCAGCCAUCUUUUUUUCGAAUGUAUGGAAGUUGAAAAACAAUCUCAUUAUUGCCUCGAUGUGUGGGAGAGAGGCUUUUGCCCGUCUUUAAUCUGCUUUUAGAUUUGGCUUGCUGCUUUGACUUGUUUGUUUUGUGAAAACUAUAAAAAUGUACAAAUGCCGAGCACAAUCGACACCUGAUAUGAGGGUAUUUCUAAACAUUGCUACUUAAUGUAUUUGAACACCAUGUUUAGUGAUUCAGUUGUAAAUGAUGUGAUGAAACCUAUUUGAAAUGUGUUUUAAUCCCAGAGGUUGUUACAGUGUCAGUGAUGUUGAUGUUCAUAUGUUACAUUCAUAAAAGUCCACAUUUGGAGAAACUGAUUUUAUUCAGACUGCACUUUGCACUGCACGUGAUACAUUCAUUUAGAUGUCAGUAAACAGAAAUAUAUUUUCAAUCCGCUGCUUGUAGAAAGUCACACUGCAUGAGGUUUUAUUCCAGCAGCACGCUUCUUACACUCAAAGCAAACACUGAGACAUCGAACAGGCCUUAGGUCUGACCUAUGGCUGACGUGCAGUCAUAUUUCAUUUAUAAUCAUACAUUGAUUUUAUUUAUAGCAUCAGCUGCAACAAAAUGAACAUGGUGUAUGUUGACAUAACGUAUAAUACAGUUAUUUUCAAAGCAAUCCUAACGGUUUUUAAACUUUCGCUUAAUAUAUUAACACAAAUAAAGUGAUUCACAUGUGCAACAAG
This is a messenger RNA of Trematomus bernacchii (emerald rockcod), 1727 nucleotides long. Its product is annotated as G protein-regulated inducer of neurite outgrowth 1-like. NCBI's taxonomy places the organism in Eukaryota, Metazoa, Chordata, Actinopteri, Perciformes, Nototheniidae. Bases 186 to 521 code for a protein of 111 amino acids. The record is from RefSeq and is a predicted model, not a curated record. The transcript has 2 exons. Gene Ontology annotation, cellular component: plasma membrane. Gene Ontology annotation, biological process: neuron projection development.